This is a messenger RNA of Culex pipiens pallens (northern house mosquito), 6134 nucleotides long. It is a transcript of the gene ptc, whose product is annotated as protein patched. Gene Ontology annotation, cellular component: plasma membrane. Gene Ontology annotation, molecular function: hedgehog receptor activity; hedgehog family protein binding; smoothened binding. NCBI's taxonomy places the organism in Eukaryota, Metazoa, Arthropoda, Insecta, Diptera, Culicidae. The coding region runs from base 1254 to 5003 and encodes 1249 amino acids. Gene Ontology annotation, biological process: smoothened signaling pathway. The transcript is spliced from 7 exons. The record is from RefSeq and is a predicted model, not a curated record.
UAUUUAAUCGAAAACAAUCGCGAAGUGCGGACGCAAAGUCGAGUGCGAUCCUCCUGCCAGCCAAGCACAAGAAAUCCCACCCAAGAAGAGAGAGGAGCCCACACACCACACUACACUACACUACGAGCAGUGCGAGCAGUGUUCAGUUCAGAGUCACAGAGUCAGUUUAGUCUGUGUUGUAUUGUCGUUCCGCGUCGUCUUCGUCGUCGCCGAUUCUACCUCCCAGAAGCAAAUCGCCGUGCGCGCGCGCCUUUUCCUGUGUGCGAUCGCAACCCGAUCGCAAGUGUCAAAAGUGAGUGAAUUUUUCGAACGGCCGGAAAAUUCGGCGCGAUCAGCGAUCUGGAAUUGGAUUAAACGCAAGCAAGCAAAGCAAAGUAAAGGUCGAGCUGGUGUGUUGUGAUCAAGGGUGAUCGCGCGCAACCUAGGGAGUCUAGGUUCGAUUCUCCGGACGACACCCACCACCCCGGAGUGAGAUGUCAUGUGAAAGAUAAAGUUUGUUUCUUUUUGUUUUUACCGAGAAUUCUCGUACACGCACAACAUUUUUGUUUUCGGGGUCCGCUGAAGGUCCUGAAGUCGGCAGGAUCCAUUCCAAGAAGAGAGGGUUCUUCGGUAUGCAGCAGCAGUGACGGGAACCUCCCGAAGGGUCGUCUCUGGGUGUUAUUCGAGAAGGGGAAGGUGCAGAGAGAGAGCAUGGUGAAGCAAAACAGAAGAAUGACGAGGAGGAGGAUGAUGAUGGCAUGAUGGGAAGAAGCUUAUUUUGAAGGGAGUUUGUGAGUUGGAAUCCCAGUGUGAAGGUCUUUGCAGAGUACGACAAAACUCGAAAUAGUGUGUCUGCCUCGAAUAUAGAAGAAAAAAAAAGUGUCGUCGACGUCUGUGUCGUGCCUACGAGUGGGAGUAUCGAAGUUCAGAUUAUUAUUGUGUCUCUCCCGCUUACACAGUCCGUUCCGUUCCACAUAAUAUAUGCUGCUAUGCUGCUGUUGCUGCUACGAAUAAGAUGAAGCAUGUUUAUGGUAAUCCUACCCGGGAAGAAGAAAAAGCUAAAUCCAACAGUGACAAAACGGCUCGCAACCGAAAAUGAAGAAUUCGAUCGGUUGUAAGUCAGUGUGAAACAACAAAAAUAGUUCGAAAACCUCAAACCCCCAACGACCAAUCGAAAAGAAAAUCGCACCAAGUGUGACUAGUUAGUUCUGCAAGAAAAAGAUUCUUCUAGUAAGAAUCUAGAGAGAAAAAAGUAUCAAAUAAGCAUAGGAAGAAUGGUGGUGCCCACGAUGGAUAGUUUGCCGCGAGUACCUGACACCCACGGGGACACCGUGGACGAGAAAGUGUUCUCCGACCUCUACAUUAGGACUAGCUGGUUCGACGCGGCGAUCGCGCUCGAUCAAAUUGAAAAGGGCAAAGCACGGGGGAGGAGGUCAGCGGUGUACAUGCGUUCCCUGUUCCAGUCCCACCUGUACAACCUCGGCUGCUCGAUACAGAAGCACGCGGGGAAGGUCCUCUUCGUGGCGAUACUGGUACUGAGUACGUUCUGCGUGGGCCUCAAAUCUGCAACCGUGCACUCCAAGGUCCACCAGCUUUGGAUACAGGAAGGCGGCUCGUUGGAACACGAGCUGGCCUACACGCAGAAAUCGCUCGGCGAAAUGGACUCUUCGACGCACCAGCUGCUCAUCCAGACGCCCAAGGACAUGGACGCAUCGAUACUGCACGCGAAUACGCUGCUGGCGCACCUGGACGUGGUGUCCAGCGCGAUCAACGUCAAGGUGCACAUGUACGACAUCGAGUGGAGCCUGAAGGACAUGUGCUACUCGCCCAACAUCCCGAACUUUGACACGCACUUUAUCGAGCAGAUCUUCGAGAACAUCAUCCCGUGCGCGAUCAUCACGCCGCUGGACUGCUUUUGGGAAGGCAGCAAGCUGCUGGGGCCGGAGUAUCCGGUGCACAUUCCUCACUUGGCGAAGAAAGUGCAGUGGACGUCGCUGAACCCGCAGGAUCUCCUUCGGGACAUCAAGGCCCAGAACUACCAGUUCCCAUUCGACACGCUGGAGCAGUACAUGAAGCGAGCGGGGAUCACCACCGGUUACAUCGAGAAGCCCUGUCUCAACCCGAAGGACAAGCUCUGCCCGGAGACGGCUCCGAACAAAAAGUCCCAACAGGUCCCGGACGUGGCGUCGAUUCUGACCGGAGGUUGUUACGGCUUCGCCGCCACCUACAUGCACUGGCCCGAGGAGCUGAUCGUGGGUGGUGCCACCCGGAACCGAUCGCAGCACCUCAAGACGGCGAAGGCACUCCAGACGGUGAUCCAGCUGAUGGGCGAACGGGAGAUGUACGAGUACUGGAACAACCACUACAAGGUGCACCACAUCGGGUGGAACCCGGAGAAGGCCGCCGAAGUGCUGAACGCGUGGCAGAAAAAGUUCUCCGCUGAGGUCAACAAGAUCAUGCAGACGGAGGUCAAGCCGCUGUCGUACUACGAGAUGUACGCGUUCUCGUCCGCCGCCCUGGACGACAUCCUGGGCAAGUACUCCAACCCAAACCUGAUCAGUCUGGGCAUCGGCAUCGGCGUCAUUGUGGUCUACUCGGCUGGGGCACUGCUCCGGUGGAAGGAUCCGGUCAACGGGCAGUCGGGCGUUGGAGUCGCCGGAGUUCUGCUGAUUGGUGUGACAACCGCCGCCGGUCUUGGGUUCUGCGCGUUGUUAGGGAUCGCUUUCAACGCUGCGACCACUCAGGUUAUUCCCUUUUUGGCGCUUGGACUGGGUGUUGAUCACAUCUUUGUGCUGACGCACGCGUACGCCGAGCGGGACAACAACGAACACACCGGACAGGUGCUGAAGAAGGCCGGGUUGAGCGUGUUGUUCAGCGGUGCUGCUAGUGCGGGGUCGUUCUUUGCCGCAGCCAUGAUUCCGGUGCCUGCACUCCGCGUAUUCUGCUUUCAAGGAGCGAUCCUGAUGGUGUUCAAUCUGGCAGCUGUCCUGCUGGUCUUCCCGGCGAUGGUUUCGCUCGAUCUUCGAAGGAGGCGCUCUGGACGGGCGGACAUUCUGUGCUGCUGUCUACCGGCGUUGCCGACCACCAACCAGGACGUACGGUAUCGGGCACAACCGCAACAACAGACUCAACCCAACCAGGACGACUCACUGAUCGACUGCCCGGCCAAGGCAUGCUUCAGCUUCUCGAUCUCCAAGUUUGCCGUCAAGCACUACGCUCCGUUCAUCACCAAGAGUUCGGUGAAAGUGCUCGCCAUGCUGCUGCUCACCGGAGUCAUCGGAGUGUCGCUGUUCGCUUCGAUGAAGCUUCCAGACGGACUGGAGCUGACCGACCUGGUUCCCCAGAACACCAACGAGCACAAGUUCUUGAACGUGCAGGGCAAGCUGUUCGGCUUCUACAGCAUGUUCGCCGUCACGCAAGGAGACUUUGAAUAUCCGACGAACCAGAAGCUACUCCACGAGUACCACGAGGCGUUCGUGCGAGUGUCGCACGUGAUCAAGAACGACAACGGAGGUCUGCCCGAGUUCUGGCUUUCGCUGUUCCGCGACUGGUUGAUCAACCUGCAGAAGGCGUUCGAUCGGGACUACCGCGAGGGUCGGAUCACCCAGGAGCGAUGGUUCCCGAACGCCAGUGACGACGCGAUCUUGGCGUACAAGCUGCUGGUGCAAACCGGCCACGUGGACAACCCGAUCGACAAGAGCCUGGUGACGCAGGUGCGGCUGGUGGACUCGGAGGGCGUGAUCAACCCGCGCGCCUUCUACAACUACCUCUCGGCGUGGGCCUGGAACGACGGACUGGCUUAUGGCGCGUCACAGGGAAAUUUGCGCCCCGAACCCCGUGAAUGGUUCCACUCGCCGAGCGACUUCGAGCUGAAGAUCCCGAAGAGCGCACCGCUGACGUACACCCAGCUGCCGUUCUACCUGCACGGGCUGAGCGACACGCAGGACAUCAAGACGAUGAUCGGGCAGAUCCGGGAGCUGAGCCGGCGGUUCGAGCAGCGCGGGCUGCCCAACUACCCGUCAGGUAUUCCGUUCCUGUUCUGGGAGCAGUACAUGAACCUGCGGCCGUGCCUGUUCAAGGCCAUCGGCUGUGCGCUGGUUGCUGCGUUCUGCCUGGUCGCCCUGCUGCUACUCUCCGUGUGGGCUUCCGUGCUGAUCGUGUUUAGCAUCGUGACCAUGCUGAUCCAGCUGCUCGGCGUCAUGAUCCUGCUGGGCAUCAACCUGUCUGCCAUACCGGCGGUAAUACUGAUAGCGAGCAUCGGACUUGGCGUCUGCUUCACCGUGCACGUGUCACUGGGCUUCAUAACUGCCAUCGGAAAUCGGGACAGGAGGAUCAAACUCGCUCUGGAGCACUCGCUAGCCCCGGUGAUCCACGCCGUCAUGACUUCGAUCCUGGCCGUCCUGAUGCUGUCUACGUCCUCCUUCGAGUUCGUAGUGCGGCACUUCUUCUGGCUACUCCUGUCCGUGCUCGUGAUCGGUGCCAUCAACGGGCUGUUCUUCUUCCCGAUCCUACUGAGCCUGGUAGGGCCGGGAGCAGAGAUCAUCCCGCUACAGUACGCGAACCGAAUUUCAACACCUUCACCUCCCCCCAAACGAAUCAACAAAAUCUCCAACAAACCGAUCAUCCUGAACAACAAGCGAUCCUCGUCCUCGUCGAGGAACUGCUCCAAGUCGCAUCACCACCACAAGCACAACAACGUCAACAUCAAUAACGAACCCUCGCUGACCACCAUCACCGAGGAGCCCCAGUCCUGGAAGAGCUCGGCCUCGUCGAUCCCGUCGAUCCACGAGAACCACAAGAACAACGUCAACAUCAACUACGUCAACCAGGCGCCCGAGCUGCAAAGCAUCGUGCUGCAGCCGGAGGUGACGGUGGAGACGCACCACCAUGGCGGCGACCAUCAGAACACCAAGGUCACGGCGACGGCCAACAUCAAGGUCGAGCUGGUGACGCCGGGCCGGGGCGCUCCCCGGAUGGUGCGGACGAGCAGUACCAGCAGCAGCAGCGGCCACAGCAGUAGCUGAGUGCCGCGAAUGCCCUUGUGUAAAUAGGACAAUUCCUUUCCUAGCAACGUAAGAAACGAAAACUUUAUUUAUUUGUUUUUCCUCCACCCAAAAGAAGAAGUAUUAUUUUUAAAACUGCUAGCGUGUAGCCUCUUUGUGUCGUCAAUACUCAACGGUAGGUGCGAACGUAGAUCCAGGAAAUCAUUUAAAAGUCUCAGAAAGAGCAUUGAUGCUCGAGUUGCAUCGAUUCCAAUCCUCCGUUUGACAGUUGGUCACCUGUGGUAUUGUUUACCUUGGUGAUUUGCUGUCAAACGUUAUCUGUUUUCAUUUCUGGAGAAUUGUCACUCAAAUUUGAGUAAAAAUCACUCUAAAUGGAAGGUGUGCUAAAUUUACCCAAAACUGAGUGAGAAUUACUCAGAAAUGAAUCAUUUUGGACGAACGAGCAAGGUUGGAGUCGUUUGACAGUUUCCCACCUUAAACAUUGCUUUGAUUGUGUUUGACAGAUCAAGGCUAGCAAUGCUGAAAGUGUCAAAAGCGCCGAGCUGAACAAGAGUGUGUGACGAACAACAACAACAAUGACGAACUGAUUAAGCUAGUUUAGUAGUGACUUUAGCUCGUAGGACCCGUAUUGUCUGCGGUAUAAACACCAGAAAGCUAAUAAUUUUAAAUAUAUAUACAAUCAAAUAAAAAAAGAAAAAACUAGAAAGUUUAAAACCACGUGUAAAGAGUCCUGUGUACAGCUUUUAUAUAAUUCGAUUGCGGGUUUGAGAGACGGAUGAUGCAUGCUUUAAGGCCAAAUAUUCUCAGUUUUAUAAACGAAAUUUUUAACUUAUUGUGCUACUGAACUGCAAAACUAAUAAGAAGAAAAAGAAGCAAAACAUACCCAUAGGUGUAGUGUAAAUAGCAAAAAAAAAACAGAAACCCUUACUUAACCUCCCUGCCUCCCUCCCACCAAUGCCGUGCAGCAGUAACGAACGUGGAACUCGUACUUAAUUAACGAAAAGGAAGAAGUAAAAUGAACUAAAAGUGAGGAGAGAACGCUGUUAAGAAAAGAAAGAGUUAUGCACACAUGUAUGUAUACCGAAAAUAAAACUAAAGACAGAAACCAAACGCAUUUCAUCAAACACACAAUCACACAAACACACACAAAAA